CCGCCUCGCCACCGCACCCUCGUCUUCACCACCGGAGUCGCCGCCGCCGCGCGAGGCUGGAGGUGCAGCUCCUGCCGCGAGGCUGCUAGUGCGGCGCCGUACCCCACGGAACGCGACACGACGCUAAACAGUUAUUAAAAUAACACGUAAACUCUUAAAUAAUGAUACUGGAAUGUUAAAUAUUAAUCAUUAUAAAGAGACAAUUUGUUAAAACGAUAUAUAUGUAUAUGUUAAUGGUUAAAUUUUAGUCGAGUUAACUAGCUCAAAGGGUAAAAGUGAUGUGUCUUGAGCCAUGGGGGACAUGCUAGCGAUCCCCGCCUCAAGAACUAGUCACUCACACAGCCUAACGCUUUGCCAAAUAAUGGGUAAAAUCCCGUGACUAAACUCUACUAAAAAGAUAACACGAGAAACAUAACACUUACGCUUUUUUGACUCCCUUGUUACGCGUCGAUUCAACUCUCGAAGAAGAAGAAGAGAGAGAAAGGGAAAAGAGAAAUCAAAGCGCCUGAAUCUGCCUCGACUCCCAGGAAACACAUUGAUAUUUUUUUGUUUCCUUUGAACGUGACUCGAUCGGUUUCGAAGCUUCAGAAACAGCCCUGCAAAUUCUCGAAGGAGGUUGGAGGAGGAGGUGGCCUGAGGGUCGUCCUCGGAAGGGCUGGGACAUGCUGCAAGCAAGAAGACUUCAGUGGCCAGGGAAGUAGGAACCAACCAUGCCAGGAGGAUUCGUCACCUAGACAAAAACAUGUGGAGGUGUCCGACAUGGGUUAGCAGUAAGCUACGCAAGCCGGUGUCCACCUUGUCGAUCCCUGGCUCGAUGAAAGGCGGCACGGGCGGGGGAGGCGGGCGUGGAGGCGAGGGCGAGGACCCGGCCAUAGCACUGGUGGGCGUGCGCUCGGAGUACCCACGAUACACGGAGGAGAAAACUGGAGGAGGCUCGGGGAAAACGGCCUCCUUCAGGCUCCGGAACAAGCCCAACGUCGGCUACCGGCUGGGGCGGCGCAAAGCCCUCUUCGAGAAGCGCAAGAGGAUCUCCGACUACGCCCUCGUCAUGGGUAUGGUUGGCAUCAUCGUCAUGGUCGUUGAAAAUGAGCUCUCCUCUGCCCAAGUCUAUUCGAAGGCUUCCUCCGCCUCCCACGCCCUGAAGACUUUGAUCAGCGUGUCAACGGUCAUCUUGCUGGGGCUUAUUUGUGCCUACCAUGCGCUCGAGGUUCAGUUAUUCAUGAUUGACAACUGCGCCGACGACUGGCGCAUCGCAAUGACGUGGCAGAGGAUAGCGCGGAUAGUGAUGGAGCUCCUAAUCUGCGCAGUGCAUCCUAUCCCGGGCGAGUAUUCCUUCUUCUGGACCACCAAACUCUCCAACCAGGGCGGGGUGGUCGACUCCCAGUGGGUCCCGAUCGACAUCACGCUCUCCCUGCCAAUGUUCCUGCGGCUCUACCUUAUAUGUCGAGUCAUGUUGCUACACUCUAAGCUCUUCACCGACGCUUCCUCGAGAAGCAUUGGCGCCCUCAACCGCAUCAACUUCAACACGCGGUUCGUCCUCAAAACGCUAAUGACCAUCUGUCCAGGCACUGUCUUGCUGGUGUUCAUGGUAUCACUCUGGAUCAUUGCGUCAUGGACUCUCCGCCAGUGUGAGAGGUACCAUGAUGAAGAACAUGCCAAUUUGUUGAACGCCAUGUGGCUUAUAGCGAUCACAUUCCUUUCCGUGGGGUACGGUGAUAUAGUCCCAAAUACAUACUGUGGGAGGGGUAUUGCGGUGACUACUGGAAUAAUGGGGGCCGGAUGUACUGCGUUAUUGGUCGCUGUUGUCUCCCGUAAAAUGGAACUUACCAGAGCUGAGAAGCAUGUUCACAAUUUUAUGAUGGACACACAGUUAACAAAGAGGUUAAAAAAUUCGGCAGCAAACGUCCUGCGUGAGACGUGGCUAAUAUACAAACACACCAAACUUGUCAAAAAGGUUAACCACGGUCGAGUCAGGACGCACCAGCGGAAGUUCCUGUUGGCCAUUUACGCGCUACGGAAGGUGAAAAUGGACCAGCGGAAAUUAAUGGACAACGCCAACACCAUCACUGAUAUGGCAAAGACGCAGAACACCGUGUACGAGCUGGUGUCCGACAUGAGUGGGCGUCAGGACGUCCUGGACGAGCGCGUGACGACGAUGGAGGACAAGCUCACGCAGAUCCAGGAGUCGCUGGACUCGCUCCCCGACGUCCUGGCUCGGUGCCUGCAGAAGCACCAGGAGCUCCUUGAUCAAAGGCGAGUCGCCGCCCCCUCCUCCAACUCCCUCCACCCUGACAUGGCAGCCCGGCCGGGGGGCUACCCGGCGCUCACGGGCAGCCAGUCCCCGCGGGGCUCGCCCGUCUGGCAGCAGCAGCAGCAACAGCAGCCUCAACAACCGCAAGGAAACGCACCUCCAAUAUUCCCCCGGGCCAGUCUGAGCCCGACCUUGCAAUCAGGGGAGCGGUCGCCCCCCGCGCCGGCGUCGCUCAGCGGGCAGUCGCUGCCCAAGUCGGAGGCGUGAAGCUAAGCCGUCCAACCGCGGGCAACAGCAGAAGUAAAAGUAGCAACCACAGCUGUUUGUAGGCUACUGUUGAUGUCCGCGCCUUACACGCUUCUACACUCGCCAACACCCCAGUACGUCUCACAUCUCUCUCCUGCUGCCCUCAUCUCCUGCCACGGCGGGCCGAGGCGCUCGCGGCCUCUGGGACUCGCCGGGCGCCGCACUCUCCAGGUCGACACUUCACCGCUCUCCCUCAUCACUCAGUGCAUAAUGUGAUAUUAGACAAGACACGGCUGUAGGGAGGAUCACCUCUGCCGGUCGGGUACAGCAGUUCGAGUGAGACUCCCGGCGUAUAGUUAUAAACUUCUACUGAUAUUAAACAUUUCCUUGAACAUUCUAACGGCACUUUAGAAAGGGUGUGUUAACUCUGUGUAGCAUGAUUAUGGAUGGUAAUGCAUCUACAAGGAAAGGACUAAACCUGUUCAAAGGUUUCGAUACUCCUUUGCAAAUAUGGUGCUCUUUGGGAAGUUAUAAGGCUCUGACAGUAUUCUCCGCUCUCUGGCAAGUUUUGACACGAAGCUGUUGAGAUGCUUCUGUGAGGGUGACAGAUGCUACCUUGACUGGCUCUCUGCCGCCAGUGGAAUGAAAAUAAAGCCCAGGUCAGAGGACAGAGUUAUUCAAGAACAUCAAAAUGGCAGAUGGUGACCUGAAAUGGCCCAAGGAAGUCAGCGACCCAGGGGGAACUUGACGGGCCGCAGGGGACACACACACACACACCCGCACGUCACCCCAAGUUGAUCGUUCUUGAAUAAUCUGCGUAGAAGACCAAGUUUUCCCUGGCACUGCGGUGGUGGUCCUCAAGGCUGAAGUCCCAGGUGGACCUCCACACAAAACUCAAGAGAGCCACCACCCAAUGGAGGAAUUACUUGGGUCUUGCUAGACGAUAGGUAUCAGCGCUUAUUAGUCAGGUGGACCGGGUGACGGCCUCCGUUUGGUAGGGAAGGAGGGGUUACCGUGCCUGUUACACAGAAUAAUACAC
This is a messenger RNA of Penaeus indicus, 3536 nucleotides long. RefSeq names its product small conductance calcium-activated potassium channel protein-like (gene SK). The record is from RefSeq and is a predicted model, not a curated record. The coding region runs from base 743 to 2518 and encodes 591 amino acids. The transcript has 10 exons. Lineage: Eukaryota; Metazoa; Arthropoda; Malacostraca; Decapoda; Penaeidae. Gene Ontology annotation, cellular component: plasma membrane; neuronal cell body; neuron projection. Gene Ontology annotation, molecular function: small conductance calcium-activated potassium channel activity; calmodulin binding. Gene Ontology annotation, biological process: potassium ion transmembrane transport.